Molecule: messenger RNA, 2561 nt
Organism: Strongylocentrotus purpuratus (purple sea urchin)
Lineage: Eukaryota; Metazoa; Echinodermata; Echinoidea; Camarodonta; Strongylocentrotidae
Product: bifunctional D-cysteine desulfhydrase/1-aminocyclopropane-1-carboxylate deaminase, mitochondrial
Exons: 10
Coding region: 452-1606 (384 amino acids)
Molecular function (GO): D-cysteine desulfhydrase activity
Source: RefSeq, a predicted model, not a curated record
CUUUGUUUACAAUCACACCGCGUGUGCUGAGCUAUCGUAGUAGAGUGUAAGGUUAUGAAUGAAAACACUGGACCGGUUUCCAAUGGUAGACGCGACCAAACAUAAAACGACGAAGUUCCUUACGUGGCCGUGGCUCUUCCUUAAUUAUCUUAAAACUGAAAAGCACUGAAGAAAAUCUGCUGUAAACCCUGCAUAACUCUUUAGAAGAAUUUCGGUGCAAUAAAUACAAAUGCCGGGAUCGAUACGACAGAGGGAAAUGCUUUAUUUGAAAGUGGUUAUUUGACAGCCCUUCUCAGCGCAUCUUAAAGCCCAGCCCGAAACUACCUCCAUACAACUCUACCAAUUAAUUACAACAGCCAACAAAAUACUGUUGCAUCCUGCAUUAUAACUUUAUAAGCGUCAGAAACAUUCUCAACGUAGCUGCACCAAUUGACCAAGAACGUCAGUCACAAUGGGUCACGUGUUGGAGCCAAAUAACGAUUACCCCCUCUUGCCAUACGAUGCUCCCGAGUGGACAUCCCGACUCGCCGUCAUCCCCAAGUAUCGAGUUCAGUUGGGGUCUCUAGGCACCCCUAUCCAGCGCUGGCGUCUCCCAGGCAUGCCUGAGGACUUCCAAGUCCACAUCAAACGAGACGAUAUGACAGGCAGCGUACUCUCUGGAAACAAGGUGAGGAAGCUAGAGUUUUUGAUGGCUGACUGCUUGGAUCAGGGUUGUGAAUCCAUCAUAACCUGUGGUGGUGUGUUCUCAAACUCCUGCCGGGCCGGAGCCAUUGCUGCCCGCCAAAUGGGACUGGACAGCCAUCUCUUCCUCUGGUCAGAAUCCACGGAUCUGCCGUUCACGGGGAAUGCUUUGCUGGACCGCCUGGUGGGCUGUAACUUCUACCUCAUGCCGUUAGACUGCCCUCUGGAGACGCAAGUAUACCCUCGCAUGAAGCUACUUCAAGACCACAUCCAGAAAACGACCAAUAAGAAGGCUUACAGACUGCCUUUUGGAGGAUCCAAUGAGGUUGGAGUAUGGGGCUACAUCGAGUGCUUCCGUGAACUAAUGGGCCAGGGACUCCUGGACAGAUUCACCGACAUUGUAAUCGCAGCCGGUAGCAGCGGGUCUGUGACCGGCCUUGCCAUUGCAAACUACCUCACCGGUAGCAAACUAAAGAUACACGGCUUUGCAGCAUGCAAGGACCAAAUGUUUUUCUACGACCUCGGCGACAAGACACUCCAAUCCCUCGGGCUACAGGACGCUGAUGGCGCAGGGGUCAAAGCGGUCGACAUCAUGCACAUUCGUGACGAAGUGGUUGGCAUCGGGUAUGCCGUCAACACUUCAGAAGAAUUAGAAUGCAUCGAGCAGGUGGCGAUGAACACCGGGAUUCUUGUGGACCCUGUCUACUCCGGCAAGGCCACCUAUCAUCUACUCAAACUCAUGAACGAGAAACCAGGAACGUUCAAGGGAAAGCAGAUCCUCUUCAUACAUACAGGUGGUGUCUUUGACCUGUUCAGCGGUGCCGUUGGUUCUCGGCUCACAAAGAAAGGCCAUAAAGAAAACAAAGUCUACGACUGGAUGGACCUCUCCGACAAAGUCCCAGACAAGGUCUCAGCUGCAUCCUAGUAGCCAUUAUUUCUUUAUCAUCUGUACAUAAAAGAUGUUUUAUAUUUUUGUAGAGAAUGUUUCCCCAAAGACUCUUUGUUUUGUAUACUGCAAAGCAAAAACCUUUUAUCAUCAUUAUUACCAUUUAUGUGAAGCUUCUUGAUCACUCAUUUGGACAAUAUCAGUGAAGCAUAGAGUGCUGUUAUUUAAAUAUGUGUUUUCUGUAAUGACAAUAUCAUGGACAUCUUUUAAUCAGUUUGUACAAAUAUUUUUUCUGCAGUAUUACAAUGGAUUUCCAAACACGUUUAGUUUUGCAUUUCUUGUGAUGUGCCCAUUUUUGAAGGUUUAUGUGUUGAAUGCAAAGCAAUGACUGUUCAUUAAUUGAUGGAUCUUUGUUAGUAAUUUAUUAUUUUUAAAUGUUAUUACAUGUAUGAAUUUUAGGAACAUUUAAAUUAACCCAAUUUGCUGUGGGCAACUUUGUUGUUGAAUCUGUAUGUUUUGCUUCAAAAUGAAGAUAUCAAUGCUGAAAUACAUGUACAUGAAUAUUAAGAUUUAGUAAACAUCCUAAACCAGGGUCUUAUCAUUAUUAUGCUGCAUAUGAUAAUCGAAAUAAAGCAUAAUUUGUGUAACUUUCACAUUCUUAUGCUACCCCUAAUUAAGAGUUGAUAUGAAGCCGAGUUCUUCAUGAGUUAGUUAUUGAAUCAUGCCAACAAUACAAAGUGGGCAUGGUGACUUACAUACUGAGAAAGAGAGAGUGAGAUAGAGAGAGAGUAAGAGACAGAGAGAGAAAGAGAGUGAGAGAGAGAGAGAGAGAGCAGUGUGAAAUAAAAGAUAAUUUAUGUGAAAGUACACAAGUAUAUUUAAGAUUCUUUGGCCAUGUUAAGCUUUAUUCUACUUUACUGAUGAUAUAAAUGGUGUAAAUAAAAAAUGCCUGAAAAUAUAAGAACUAAAAAAAAAUAACAAUGUUCUAAACAUA